CCAGGCUCCGCCCCCCAGCUGGCCCCGCCCACGCUGUCUCUCUGCCCCCGCCCCCUCUGCUGCUCUGUCCGCCGCGCGCGUGGAAGAUGGCUGCUGCUGCGGGAAGGUUGCUCCGGGCUUCGAUUACCCGACAUGUGAGCGCUGUUCCUUGGGGCGUUUCAGCCCCUGCCACCCUUAGACCUGCUGUUUCUGGAAGAAAGUGCUUGGCAAACGUAGUGUGGUCUGGUUAUGGACAAGCAAAAUUUGCCUUCAGCACCAGUUCCUCAAACUACGUUCCUGCUGUCACCCAGCACGCGCCCUAUUUUAAGAGUACAGCUGUUGUCAACGGAGAGUUCAAAGAACUAAGCCUUGAUGACUUUAAAGGGAAAUAUUUGGUACUUUUCUUCUAUCCUUUGGAUUUCACUUUUGUGUGUCCUACAGAAAUUGUUGCUUUUAGUGACAAAGCCAAUGAAUUUCAUGAUGUGAACUGUGAAGUUGUCGCUGUUUCGGUGGAUUCCCACUUUAGCCAUCUUGCCUGGAUAAAUACACCAAGGAAGAACGGCGGAUUGGGCCACAUGAACAUCGCACUCUUGUCAGAUUUAACUAAACAAAUAUCCCGAGACUAUGGUGUGCUCUUAGAAGGUGCUGGGCUUGCACUAAGAGGUCUCUUCAUAAUUGACCCCAAUGGAGUCAUCAAGCAUUUGAGUGUCAAUGAUCUCCCAGUGGGCCGAAGCGUGGAAGAGACCCUCCGCUUGGUGAAGGCAUUCCAGUUUGUGGAGACCCAUGGAGAAGUCUGCCCGGCAAACUGGACACCAGAUUCUCCUACAAUCAAGCCAAAUCCGACCGCUUCCAAAGAAUACUUUGAGAAAGUGAAUCAGUAGAUCACCCUGUGAAGACCUGCAACUUCUUGCUUUUCACACCAGAGAACCACAAAUUGGAACCCACUUAGCAUUUCAAAGAUGAUUGUUUAUAGAAAGCAGGAAAAAACUAUUAUGCUUAUGUUCAUAAAUAUUGCUCUAAAUAUGUUUUUGUAACAUUGGCAAAGGCUUUUUAAACUUGAUUAGUUGCUAAUCUAAGGAGUCCUUUAUUUGUAACAUCCUAAUGACUGGCUCUUUUCUGUAGAAUGCCUGUUUCACCCACUUCUUGGAUCAUGUCUUCAGUGGGAAAAGGAAACACUCUUCUUUCUUAGCCUUACUUGAACCUUUGUAUACACCAAAGUAGUACAGCAGACCUUUAAAGCUUGUGAUCAAGUAUCCUGAAAUUUACUUCUUUAAUUUCUUUGUAUUAAACUGAAUUUUCUUUUAAGAUAUCAAAGAUCAUAGUUUCACAUUUUUAGCAUCAGCUGUCUAAUUUAACUUCUGCAGUGGAUGUAUAUGUGAUUGAAACAAAUGUAAAUUGCAUUUAAAAACACUUACGGUAGCAAAGUGAUAUGUACCCAAUCAUGCAUGUUCCUAACCGAGCUUUGUAGUUUACAGAGUUAUUUUACUUUUUUUAUUUGUUAGUUGACUUAGUGUCUAUACAUUUCUGGAUAUCGAUUGGGUGUGAUUAUUAAAGAUAUUUAUUGAGUCCAGGGGUUGCAUUUUGAAA
Choloepus didactylus (southern two-toed sloth) is the source of this 1566-nucleotide messenger RNA. RefSeq names its product peroxiredoxin 3 (gene PRDX3). Bases 87 to 860 code for a protein of 257 amino acids. NCBI's taxonomy places the organism in Eukaryota, Metazoa, Chordata, Mammalia, Pilosa, Megalonychidae. Gene Ontology annotation, biological process: response to oxidative stress; hydrogen peroxide catabolic process; cellular response to stress. The record is from RefSeq and is a predicted model, not a curated record. Gene Ontology annotation, cellular component: mitochondrion; cytosol. The transcript has 7 exons. Gene Ontology annotation, molecular function: thioredoxin peroxidase activity.